Molecule: messenger RNA, 579 nt
Organism: Leishmania braziliensis MHOM/BR/75/M2904
Lineage: Eukaryota; Euglenozoa; Kinetoplastea; Trypanosomatida; Trypanosomatidae
Product: ribonuclease mar1
Exons: 1
Coding region: 1-579 (192 amino acids)
Source: RefSeq, a predicted model, not a curated record
AUGUCCCGCUUGAUACCACAUUACUCCAUGGGGAAGACAGCCUUCCUGUGUGUCGAUCUACAAAAGGCGUUCAGCAAGCGUAUCGAGAACUUCCCAAACUGCGUCUUCGUUGCCAACCGACUGGCACGAAUGCAUGAGGCACUGCCCGAGAACACCAAGUACAUUGUCACAGAGCAGUAUCCGAAGGGUCUCGGGCACACCGUUCCGGAGAUUAUUUUACCCGAAACGGCCCAAGUGAUCGAGAAGACACGCUUUUCAUGUAUUGUGCCGGAGGUGGAGAAGCUGCUGAAAGACGUGAAUAAUGCUGUCGUCUUCGGCAUUGAGGGACACGCCUGUAUCCUGCAAACAGUAGCUGAUCUCUUGGAUAUGAAUAAGCGCGUGUUCCUUCUAAAGGACGGUCUGGGCAGUCAAAAGAAGACAGACUUCAAGGCCGCGGUAAAGCUGAUGAGUUCAUGGGGCCCCAACUGCCAGCUCACCACCUCCGAGUCGAUUCUGCUUCAGAUGACAAGGGAUUCCAUGGACCCCAACUUCAAGGCGAUUGCAAAGCUGCUGAAGGAGGAGCCUCCGAUUCCGCUCUAA